GGACGAGGACAAGCAGAUUGUGCUACAGUAUCUAAAAUGCUUGAUUCCGGGAUUUGGGGUUCAUAAACAACAUGGACUAUUUGCCUACGAUAACACAUGAAGCAACUAUAUAUAAUAUGUUAACAAAUGUAAUUUACAGCUCAAUAUGCCUGUCAGGCAAAUGAAAGCACAGAAAGGGGAAUUCGAUACAGAAUUCCCUAUACGUGCUGAUUGCCCCACUGAUUCCGGUGCGCUUGAUAACCUCAGGGAUAGGGUAACGGAGGAUGAUUCACUGAUCAAGCAGACAUCAAACCAACUCGCAAAGGUUUUCCCAGGGAUAACUCUCCCCUCUUCUGUGGACUAUAUAUUGAACUCUGUUCUUUUCCAUGAGGCUGAAGUUCCCCCUCACAAAUCAUUCGCACCACAUUUCACAACGCAACCUUGUAACUGGGUUAUCGCAUCCAUAUACAUACUGGCUCAAUCACACGAUAAUCUUACCUUAAACCAAACCUCAAGAAAAUGAGCGGCGACUUUACAGCCUUCUUCUAUGGCACCUUGAUGGCUCCCGAGGUCUUCUUCACUGUUUGCUAUGGCGAUCGUGACCCUCCCAGGGCCAUCAAGGACAUGCACACAUUCACUCCUGCUAUCUUAGACGGCUACUGUCGCCACAGAGUUGAGUCUGCGGAUUACCCUGCAGUGAUCCCCGAGAAGGGCCACACUGUCCUUGGCAUAUAUGCCACUGGACUGACUGACGGCAACGUUGACAAGCUCGACAUGUUCGAGGGAUCUGAGUAUUUCAAAGAAAAGGUUAAAGUCAAGCUUCUCAACAAAGACGGAACUGCUCCCGAGAAGGAGGAGACCAAGGAGACUUUUGUCUACGUUUUCAACAACCCCGAUGACCUUGAGAAGGGCGAGUGGGAUUUUGAAGAGUUUCGAAAGUCGAAGAUGAAGAACUGGACCCGAGCUGGUUUGGGUUUUGGCGAGGACAUCCCCGAGGGAACUGCCAAUGAUGGGUGGGAUGAGUGGAAGUAAACACCUGUUUCUGUAAGCGCUUUCCCAGUAUUAGCGGUCGGUCGCUUGCUUAGCUGCAAUGAAUUUGCCUUGUAGCGGUGAAGAAUAGAGACACUGGCACCAACAGACCGGUUGGUGGGAUGGGCCUCAUAGAUGAAAUAGUCCUACGAGAUGAAAUAGACA
Molecule: messenger RNA, 1173 nt
Organism: Fusarium redolens
Lineage: Eukaryota; Fungi; Ascomycota; Sordariomycetes; Hypocreales; Nectriaceae
Exons: 4
Coding region: 499-1011 (170 amino acids)
Source: RefSeq, a predicted model, not a curated record